GGACUGCCAUCCUGCCAGCUUCCUGCUCUCAUCUUUUCUCCCCCAACCCCUUUGCACUGACUCCAUUGAACUGUCCGACACCUGAACCCUGGAGUAAGUCCCAGGCACACGAGAGGGAAAGAGGCCUGGUGACAGGACGUGCUGAGCGAACGUGUCCGGCCGCUUCCAUCCCUGCCCGUGAAGCCCACCGAGGGGGAAGGCCAGUGCUGCUCUGGCUGUAAUCACCCAGUGCUGAGAGACGUGCCUUUCCUGAGGCUCCCUGUUUGGCCAGGUACCGAUGGAGGGUACGGUGCUCCAAUUCUCUUGAGGAUGUUUGGAAAAGUUGGAAGAUCCCAUGGAGGCUGCUGAAUGCGCCAGGAUCUUGCCAGGUAAUAGCAGCCUGUCGGGAAACCAGCAACUGAAUUACCAUUCUCUGGAGCACAACCCCACUAAACCUUCUACGGAAGUGAAAGGUUACCAGAGGAAGACAUGGAAGGCGUUCCUAUGCCACUCGGUCUCCGUGCUCACUCUGGGGCUCCCUCUCGUCAUCUUCCACUGGAAGCCACACCUGGAAGUCUACGCCAAAUGCACUCCCUGCCCCUUGCGCCAGGCAGACUGGGUGCUCAUUCGAGAUCAGCUGGGACGGUGUUUCGCGGCCAGAGUCCAAACAGAGCAGAUCGAAGAUGGCAGCCUCGAAUCCAGAUCAGACGAGGGGAGAAGCGCUAUUGCCGUGGGUGUUUCGGAUGACCAAGCGAGAAGCCAGGACACCAUACAGCUGCACGAGAAGGAAGAGAAAAACAUUCUUCGUUAUUACGCCUUCGAAGGUGUGCACUACCUCUGGGUGGAAAGGCGGCAGGCCUACUGCAAGGCCAGCACGUUGAAUGAAGGCUGGAUGUGUUCCGAUCUCCGUCACUCCUGCGGGGGCCUGAGCGUCGAGGAGCAAUCUGCCAGAAAGGUAAUUUACGGGCCAAACCUGAUUGACGUGCCGGUGAAGUCGUACCUCUGGAUGCUGAUGGAUGAGAGAGAGUGGUGGUGAGUUCCGUGGAUCUCGUGCCAGGAGACGUCCUGGUGGUCUCUCCAGAGGGGAUGCUGGUUCCCUGCGACGCCGCAUUGCUCAACGGCGAGUGUGUGGUCAACGAAAGCCUCCUGACCGGGGAAAGCACGCCAGUCCUGAAGACGCCUUUGCCUCAAGACCCGGAAGAGGCCAACGCCACCUACUCCCCCGAAGAUCACAAACGACACACCCUCUUCUGUGGGACACAAGUCAUCCAGGCUCGAUCCUGCGGUGACGCUGACAUCCUGGCAGUGGUGACCCGCACUGGCUUCUACACAGCCAAAGGGGAUCUCAUCAGCUCCAUCCUUCACCCCAAGCCAGUGAAGCUCAGGUUUCAUAACGAUGCUUGGAAGUUUGUCAGCUUCCUUGCCAUUCUCGCCGUCAUUGGAACCAUCUACAGCAUCAUCAUCUUAAAGAGGAACAAGGUUUCCCGUUGGCUGAUAGCCCUCCGUGCUCUGGACAUUGUGACGGUGGUUGUUCCCCCAGCCUUGCCAGCUGCGAUGACGAUGGGCACCAUGUACGCUCAAACUCGGCUGAAACGCCAGGGCAUUUUCUGUGUCAGUCCCCAACGCAUCGACCUCUGUGGGAAGGUGCGCCUGGUUUGCUUCGACAAGACAGGGACCCUUACCGCUGACGGCAUGGACAUCUGGGGAGUCGUUCCCCAAGCCGGUAGCUCUUUUCUGCCCAUUGUCCAUCAGCUCCGUCAGCUGGCCGACGGGCCCUUGCUCCGCUGUCUGGCCACCUGCCACACCCUCUCUCUGCUUGGAAAUCAGCCUAUAGGUGACCCGCUGGAUCUCCGGAUGCUGGAGUCUACUGGAUGGUCUCUGGUAGAAACCGAAGGGCCAGAGGUGAAGGCCUCCCUGGAACAAGACUUUGGGACCGGAGCUCUGCUUGUCGUGGCUCCCCCGCUGCCGAGAGAGCAGCUGCCCGGCAUGAAGCCCGCCGUCCCCAUGGCUGUCCUCCGUCGCUUCCCGUUUUCUUCAGCCCUGAGGAGGAUGAGCGUUCUGGGGAAGGCUCCCGGCAACAGCCCCGUGGAGGCUUUCAUGAAGGGAGCUCCGGAGACGGUGGCCAGCCUCUGCCAGAAAGCAUCAGUCCCCCAGGACUUUCCCCAGCAGCUGUGCCAGUUCACAAGCAACGGAUUCCGCGUCCUGGCCCUCGCUUAUAAGCCCUCGGUGGCCGUGGGGAGCUUUGAAGAAGCCCAGGAGGUGACCAGAGACUGGGUGGAGACGGACAUGGUCUUCCUUGGGCUCCUAGUCCUCAAGAACGUCCUCAAGCCCGAGACCACGCCAGUCAUCCGUGUGCUGCGUAGUGCCGGGAUCCAAACCGUCAUGGUCACAGGGGACAACAUGCUCACUGCGGUCAACGUGGCGAGGAGUUGCCAAAUGUUGCAGGCCCAGGAGCGUGUGGUGUUCGUGAAUGCAGCGCCCCCCAGCCGUGGCAAGGCAGCUGCCCUUACCUUCACUCCUUCAGAGCAGGCCAAGUUGCAGAUAUUAGUCCAAACCACUAUUUUCGCGCAGAUGUUACCUGACCAGAAAACCCGGUUGGUUGAGCAUUUGCAACAUUUGAACUACUGCGUGGCCAUGUGUGGAGAUGGGGCCAACGACUGUGGGGCUCUGAAGGCAGCCGACGUGGGCAUCUCACUUUCAGAAGCAGAGGCCUCAGCAGCGGCACCGUUCACUUCCCAGAGGGCCAAUAUCGAGUGCAUCCCCAUCACCAUUAGGGAGGGAAGAUGCUCUUUGGUUACCUCCUUUGGCCUCUUCAAAUACAUGGCAUUCUACAGCCUCACGCAAUUUGUUUCCGUGCUCCUGCUGUACACGCUCAACACCAACCUGAGCGACGGGCAGUUCCUGUUCAUCGACCUCAUCAUCACCACUACGAUGGUCGCCCUCAUGGGCAAGACGGGGCCUGCCGAGGACUUGGGCCUCAAGCGCCCACAGGGAGCCCUGCUCAGCCUUGCCGUCCUGGGCAGCCUUUGCCUCCAGAUGGCUCUCAUCGUCGCCGUCCUGGUCAUCAUCUACUUCAUCACCGUCUCUCAGCAAUGGUUCACCCCUCUGAACAGCACUCUGUCAGCCCCUGCAAACCUCCCCAAUUAUGAGAACACCGUUGUCUUCUGCACCUCGGGGUUCCAGUACCUCAUCCUGGCGGUGGUCGUGUCCAAAGGCCGCCCUUUCCGCAAGCCACUUUAUACCAACGUGCCGUUUUUGAUGGCCUUGCUCUUGCUCGCUGGCGUCAUGAUCUGGCUGACCGUCUACCCGCUGACCUUCAUGCAAAAGCUCUUGCAUCUGAAGAGUGCCGGCGACCUGAACUUCAAAGUGAUCUUGCUGGGGAUGGCUGCUCUCCACUUCUUCACGGCUUUUGUACUGGAGGUGGGCCUGGACCACGGCCUGCUGAACGGCUUCCGGAAGCUGCGACCCAAGAAGGCAUCGAAAAAAUUGUACAAGCAGCUGCAGUGGGAGCUUAGCCAGGAGAAGAGUUUGUGGCCACCUCUCCACGCGCCUCUCUUUGCCCCCACCAGAAUCUCCCCAGCCACAAGAUGACGCUUAGCCGGUGACUUUCCGUGUGGAGGGUCUCUGCUGUGGUUCCUUUUUUGGAUCUAGCUCCUUCCUUCCAGCAGCUCUCCCGAGAUCCUCCGGGAUCCUCCUUCGACUGACAAAGGCAACUCUGAGACGCCUCUCCCUUGUGGUGUUUCUCAUUCUCUAAGAACAUCGGCGAAGGGAACGAACUGGCAUUUCUCUCUAAGCCACACAACCGAUAACGGAGCUGCUGUGCUACGGAGAACCCAUCUUCAUCAGCCUCUCAGUCGAAGCCAUGGGAAGCACCAACAUUUCUGACCACUCUUGCAUCUUUCUUGAGCAGCCUUUUUUUACAACCACAUGCUGGGUUAAGAGGAAGCCGGCAGAGACAUAGCAAUAGCACUUAGACUUAUAUGUCGCUUUACAGUGCUUUGACAGCCCUAAGCGGUUUACAGAGUC
Molecule: messenger RNA, 4005 nt
Organism: Thamnophis sirtalis
Lineage: Eukaryota; Metazoa; Chordata; Lepidosauria; Squamata; Natricidae
Source: RefSeq, a predicted model, not a curated record